Messenger RNA from Malassezia vespertilionis, 426 nucleotides. RefSeq names its product Cytochrome c oxidase subunit 6A (gene COX6A). Gene Ontology annotation, cellular component: mitochondrial inner membrane. Gene Ontology annotation, molecular function: enzyme regulator activity. The transcript has 2 exons. Lineage: Eukaryota; Fungi; Basidiomycota; Malasseziomycetes; Malasseziales; Malasseziaceae. Gene Ontology annotation, biological process: mitochondrial electron transport, cytochrome c to oxygen. The record is from RefSeq and is a predicted model, not a curated record. Bases 1 to 426 code for a protein of 141 amino acids.
AUGUCCAUGUUCCGUGUUAUGCUCCCUCGCACCUCGCUUGCUGCGCGCGUGGCGAGGCCUGCACUGCCCAUGCCCAUGCGUGCGCUUUCCACGCAGAACAUCUACUGGAAGGAGAACCGCGCGGCGGCAGAAGAGUUUGUUGGCGUGCGCGAGCACGCUGCCGAGCACGCUGCAGGUUCUACUCAGCUCUGGCGCAGGGUCACUGUUUACAUUCUUGCACCGCUCUGUGUUGUUUUUGGCGUCUACAUGUACCGCAUCGAAUCUGCACACGCCGCGCACCACGAGCACGAGCUCGAGGAGAACGGUGGAGAGCUUCCGGAGCGCCCUGACUAUGAGUACCUGAACAUGCGGGCCACGUCAUUCCCAUGGGGCCGCCAGACGCUUUUCUUCAACCCGAAAGUGAACUACCCUGCCGGGGAAGCGUAG